AGGAUGCAAAAGAAGCUGAAACCCCACGUAGUGUUCUCGAAGAAAUUGGACUGACAUAACUCUCCUCCCUUGAUGACUUCUUGUGGCAUUUCACACACUGUAGAUGGUCACUGCCUUCAUGUUCAUGUUAGCUAAUGGUGUAAGAUGAUGUCUUGUCAGUAUUACUGUUUUGCUAAGCUGCUUCAUUCAGGCCUACACACUUUUUUUUUUAAAGGGAACUUUGGUUUAUCAACUGAUAAAUUAAGGGACAUAAAUAUGAAUUAGAAAGCUGUAGAAAAAGUAACAUACCAUUUCUAGACAUUUCCCAGUUUAAAGGUCAGUUUUUCGUAAUUAUGCAUAUGUGAAAAUGACACAUCUAUAUACAUGCAUAUCAAACAAUUGGCAAAAUAUAUUUAUUACUGGACUUGACAAAGGAGACUAAAAUUAUGUGAAACCUGGUUUGAUGAAACCAAAGACUUGAGCAGUAUUUAAGUCUAUAUAAGAAUAAAGGGAGUUGACAUGUCACAGAUCAAGUGAAUGAAAAUUUAUUGAAAAUUUAAGCAACAAAAUUUAUACCAAAGACCCUUACUGGAUACAAAAUACUUUUUAAAAAAAGGGAAUAUAGAUUAUUUUAGAGGAAUAACUUAGAUUGAUGCUGUUUUUACACUAAAAAUCACUUAAGUAUUCUGAAUGAAUUGGGAGCAAAGACUGUUCCUCAUAGUGAGCACAUAAUUUUUAAGGCCAAUGAAUAUUUUACUCCCCAAAUGAAAUUUUAGUGGUCAUAAUCAUGUACUUAAUUGGAUUUUUUGCUGUCCCUCAAAAUGUGGGAAUAUUAAUUUCCAGGAAUUCUACAAAAUAGAAUCUUACAGGAACAUGUUGCUCUUUUCACGAAGUGUUAUAUAAAGUCAUUAUCUAAAGCAUGAAUGUUCCUCCUGGCGUGCUAGUUAAAGCCAAAUUUGUUUCACUUCCCUAUAGCUUCCUUCCAAUUAGAAGAAGUGCUGCAAACUUGACUGCAGUUUCCUUUCCUUUCAUGUCACUGCCUAGUUAUAAAAAUUCAAGAUACCUUUGCUAUAACAGCGAGAGUUGACUGAAGGCCCUAUAUUUUUUCAAGCUAUAUAAAUGCUCAGCAUCACUUUUAUACAUACACGUAUCUGAACAUAUCUUCAUGGUUUAUACUUUUCACUUGUAUGUGCUGGGCUGGAUUAAGCUUUGUCGUGAUUGUGAACAACUUUCAGGCCACAUGAACACUGUCUUAUCACAUCGCCAACUAGUUGUAAUAAAUGUUCUACAAACACUGUAGUGUGUUUUUAUCUCUCUUUCCAAAAGUUUUUUCAAAUCAUGGAGAACUGCUGAAGGGAUUUUUUUUCUCUCUUUUUUAAUAAAAUGCUGGCACAUACUCUCCAUUUGACACCCGUACCCCGUGCACUUGAAUGUGGUGGUGGUUAAGCACACACAGAAAUGGCAGGAGUCAAGGGAUUUUCAUGUGCUUCAAGCUCAUUGAAAAAAUCGCGUGGACUCUAUGCGAACAAGAACUUACAUUUAUUUUCAAUUAAUAAAUGCCGCUUCUAAAACC
Nannospalax galili (Upper Galilee mountains blind mole rat) is the source of this 1552-nucleotide messenger RNA. Its product is annotated as AP-1 complex subunit sigma-2. Gene Ontology annotation, cellular component: AP-1 adaptor complex; intracellular membrane-bounded organelle; membrane coat. Gene Ontology annotation, biological process: vesicle-mediated transport; intracellular protein transport. The record is from RefSeq and is a predicted model, not a curated record. NCBI's taxonomy places the organism in Eukaryota, Metazoa, Chordata, Mammalia, Rodentia, Spalacidae. Gene Ontology annotation, molecular function: clathrin-cargo adaptor activity.